AAAGCAUCUUCUGGCUGCGCACCUGUGAGGUCACAGUAAGGAAUGCAUGGUGUGACCCCAGCCCCAGCACCACAGGCUGGCACAGCCCCUGGAGCUGGGGGGGACCACUCAUGGACACCCCUAAACCCUAAGGACAAGGGUGUCCCUCGGGAGCGCUGGUCAUGUCAAAACCUGCAGUCGUCAUAGACAACGGCAGCAGCUUCACCCAGGCAGGCUUUGCAGGCCAGAAUAAGCCCGAGUUCGUGCUAAAGACUGUGUCAAUGCAUCCCUGCAGCGCGGGCAUGACGUGGGAGACCCAGCGGCACCCCACUCCUGCUGAAUGCGCAGUGGGCGUUGCUGUAGCACCCAGGACUUACCCGAUCAAGUACGGCAUCAUUGAGGACUGGGAUGGCAUGGAAAACCUGUGGAGCCACCUCUUCUUCUGUGGCCUGAAGGUCCUGCCAGGGGACCAGCCCGUGCUCAUGGCCGACUCGCCGUCCUGCCCCUCCACCAACAGGGAGAAGCUGGCAGAGGUGCUGUUUGAGAGCUUCGGGGUGCCAGCCCUGCACAUGGCCAACACCGCGUUCCUGUCCCUCUGCGCCUAUGGCAGAGUCACUGGUCUGGCCGUGGAGGCUGGGGCAGGAGUGUCCCACGUCACCUCCGUCUGCCUGGGCCAGACCUGGAGGGAGGCGACCUACUGCCUCGGGGUGGCCGGUGGUCACCUCUCGGGCUACCUGCACAGGCUGCUGCUGGACAGCCCCAAUGACCCCUCCGUGCUGAAGGCCCUGAAGAAGAAGACGCUGACCCAGCUGAAGAAGCAAUGCUGCUAUGUCUCCACAGACUAUGAAGGAGACCUCCACAACCAGGCUUGCCAUCAUCCAGCCAGAUUUCAGACCCCUGAUGGGCACUGGAUAACCCUGGGCAAAGAACGGUUCUGCUGCCCCGAGCCGCUCUUCCAACCAAAGCUGCUCCAGCACAGCUCCCCAGGGCUCCACCACUUGGCCUUUCAGAGUCUCCAGAAGGUACCUGACCACACCAGAAAGGACACGAUGGAUAACAUCGUGCUGGCUGGGGGCUCCUCCAUGUUUCCUGGUUUUCCCGAGAGGAUGUGCUUAGAGCUGAACGCCCUGUUCCACGGCACGGGCUGCCGGAUUCGGGUCCUGGCGAUGCCGGAGAGACACACAGCAGCCUGGCUGGGGGGCUCAAUGGCCGCGUCGCUCACGUCCUUCCAGCACGCGUGGAUGGCAAAGGGUGAGUACCAGGAGCACGGUGCCGCGUACGUGCACAAGAUAUUCCAGUAGGCAGAUGGCGGCCAUGCGCUCAGAGCAUCCCAGCGGUGGGAACAGCUCCUGCUGCAGUGGGAGCAUCGCCCGGACACGACCUGGCCCCAGGCAGAGCUGCAGGAGCAGCAGCGACCAAGAGGCAGCUCCUGCGCUGCUGCAGAAGUGUGAAGUCGAUUCAAGCACUCCAAAAGAAGUAAACAGUUUUUCAUUUACAC
Molecule: messenger RNA, 1477 nt
Organism: Columba livia (rock pigeon)
Lineage: Eukaryota; Metazoa; Chordata; Aves; Columbiformes; Columbidae
Gene: ACTL10
Product: actin like 10
Exons: 2
Coding region: 162-1280 (372 amino acids)
Source: RefSeq, a predicted model, not a curated record